AUGGUUUGUGGAGGUUUUGCUGCUCUGUUGAACUAUGCAGAUUAUUGUGUCAUUAUUACAGAUAAUGGAUUUGAUGCAUUAUUUGCAGCAAAUCGUAUUACUGCUUCUAUCAGGGAAAAAGCUCAUACACAUCCACUACGAUUUGCAGGUUUGGUUGGAAAUCGUACAUCUAAAAGAGAUCUUAUCAAUAAAUAUGUAGAAGCCUAUCCAAUGCCCGUAAUAGAAGUGUUACCUCUUAUUGAAGAUAUUCGAGUUUUGAGAGUCAAGGGCAAAACCUCAAUUGAAAUGGUUGGAUCUGAACCAUCACUUAACUAUGUAUGUGAAUAUUAUUUAGACAUAGCGGAUCAAAUAUUUUCCCAACCAGAAGUGAAAAUUGAUGAAACUCUCACUGUCAAAUGUGAGACAGAACCUCGCUAUGCAAUGGCAGAAUUGGAAGAAGGAGAUAUCUCGGCUCAAUUGAAUGAUUAUGAAGGAUUAAAAAAACUUUGUAUGGCACCCAAGCUAGAAUGGGAAAUUGGAAUCCCAAUUCUAGUGGCAAGAGUGAAUGGACUCGAUUAUACUUUUACUCAAGGAGAAGAUACUGUGUUAGCUGUGAUGGCACAUCAUUGUCCAGAACCAGAAUUCUCUGUUUGUGAACGAAAAUAA
Molecule: messenger RNA, 645 nt
Organism: Cryptomeria japonica (Japanese cedar)
Lineage: Eukaryota; Viridiplantae; Streptophyta; Pinopsida; Cupressales; Cupressaceae
Product: light-independent protochlorophyllide reductase iron-sulfur ATP-binding protein-like
Exons: 4
Coding region: 1-645 (214 amino acids)
Molecular function (GO): ATP binding; oxidoreductase activity
Source: RefSeq, a predicted model, not a curated record